AUGACUGGACGUGGAAAAGGUGGUAAAGGACUCGGAAAAGGAGGUGCCAAACGUCACAGAAAAAUUCUUCGUGAUAAUAUUCAAGGUAUCACCAAACCUGCUAUUCGUCGUCUUGCACGUCGUGGUGGCGUUAAACGUAUUUCUGGACUUAUCUACGAAGAAACCCGUGGUGUUUUGAAGGUCUUUCUUGAGAACGUUAUCCGAGAUGCCGUUACUUAUACUGAACACGCAAAACGUAAAACCGUAACGUCUCUUGACGUUGGACAAAAAAUGCAAUCAGGAAUCUUAGAAAAUAGUUUAAUACGCGACAUACGCCGCCUUUAUGAUGAUUCCGAAGACUAUAACGUAGUUAUUGCGUGCGGACAAAAGCACGACGUUGAUAAAUUUAAAGCUCAUUCAGUAAUAUUACGUGCGCGGUCUUCGUAUUUUCGCGAACUUUUACCGAUAAAAAAUAUCAUUAAAGGUGGCAUUAUCACUUUAAGCCUCCCAAAUAUACCACCAAACGUAUUUGAAAUCCUUUUAAGAUACAUAUAUACAGGAACCCUUGAUUUAAAUGAAGACGCGACCAAAUCAGUAUUCCUUGAAUUAUUAACCGGGUCUCACGGAUUAAACCUACAAGAAUUAACUGAACAUAUUCAAAAUUACAUUGUAGAACAACAACCAGAAUGGAUACGUCAACAUCUUGUCCAAUUAAUUAAAAUAACUUCAGAACAUCAAUAUUUAGCAAAAAUAAAAUCUUACUGUCAAAUGUUAGUGAACGAAAGGUUACGCGAAGAAAUUAAGGAUUAUUUCUUUGCAAAACUUUCACCACAAAAAUUCGCUAUCCUUCCUCCACGAAACACAUCAGAAAAUGUGGAAAACGUUUUUAAUUCAAAGUUACUUAAUAUGAGUGGAUAUAAUCCUAACGAUUGGAAAUCAGAAGGAGGAUGGGGUGAAACUUCAUCCAGUUUCCUCUUUUCGAUGGAAAGAAAUGAUGCUGAUGUCAACAUUUUAUCACGUAAUAAAAGUAGUAAAUCAGCAAUUUGGAAUGCUGCCAAGAAUCCAAGUUUUAGUCACGACCUACAAUGGUUUUUGGUUAAAAAUGAGAACGGUAAACGAGUACAUAUUCCCGAAGAAGAUAAUGUUGACCUUAGUUCUAAUUCAGAUAGUGGUGAUUCGAUUAAAAGAUUGAAAACUGAUGAUAAUCGUAUUAGGUCAAUAAUUGAUGACGCGUAUUAG
Diversispora eburnea is the source of this 1218-nucleotide messenger RNA. NCBI's taxonomy places the organism in Eukaryota, Fungi, Glomeromycota, Glomeromycetes, Diversisporales, Diversisporaceae. The record is from the annotation of a GenBank genome assembly.